Molecule: messenger RNA, 9780 nt
Organism: Peronospora farinosa
Lineage: Eukaryota; Oomycota; Peronosporomycetes; Peronosporales; Peronosporaceae
Source: the annotation of a GenBank genome assembly
AUGGAUCUUACGUGUCUAAAAUGUGAAAAAGUUUUGCGCGAGGGAACUGCGGGGGAAUCGCCUCUUUGCAUUCAAAAAAGCGUCCGCACUGAAGGCCAUGCGGACAUCCACGCUGACUCAGGAAAUGCGUUUUUUCUCGAUUCCAAGGGCGUAAUCUCGACGGAAACUUGCGCUAAAUUGACGAUGGAGGCAAUGGAAAGUGCACAGGUGUCUCGGUGCUGCGUAUGCGAUGGUAUGUACCACACGCCGUGUCUGUUAGAGCUGGGAGAUGCUCAGGAACUUAAAGAAGUAGGGCUUGGACCCCGUUUUACGUGCGUAAAUUGCCGGUCGCAGAUGGAUACACGUCGCACAAAGGGAGUGAGAACAACGGAUGAAGCGAUACAGCCGAUUUUGGUGCCGACGCUGGCCUUCCCGUACGUCAGAAGGUCCGAGAAGGCUGAUAAAGCAGAAAAGAUGACUAUCACAAAUGGAAUGUUGAUGGAUGAUGACGACAAUGACAAUCAAGUGAUGGGAAAGAGUGAUGAUCACGGUUGGAGAGUGUUUACUACUGCAGUGGAAGUAUGUACGACGUGCAGACAGGUACUGAUUGCGACGGAAGAAAAGGUCAGUUGCCUACAGUGUCAUGAUUCUCAACUGCAUCACCGCUGUGUAGAGCGCCACCAAGCGGAACAAGGAACAGGAGCGAAGAAGAAGAAAACGUAUCGUAGACGGGGCAGGAAGAGACGCCGGGUAUCGUCGACAGCCUCGCUAGAUUGGUGUGCUCCGUGUAUGUUGAAGAAUCGCAAGCAGAUGAAGCAACUGAUGGAUGGAUCCAUUGAGAUGCGCACGAUCGCAAUGCUCGUGAAUGACCGGGAUAGACAACCCGACGAAGACGUGGAGUGGUGGACGGAAUGCAGAGUGUGCAAGGGGCUGUUUUGCCUACAGGACUUCUGCGAUCCACAAGAAAAUGAUAGGAACCUGGACGAGGUUCUGCAGAACGCACUGCUGGACGACGAACUAGGGGUGGAGUGGUGUUGUGGGCAUUGCGCUUCAUUCGCCAAUGCAUUAGAAGUGAAUGAACUCGUGACGGUGGUGAUAUGUGAUGGUUGCAACGAAGAAUUCGAAAUGGCAGCAUUGAGCCCUCCUCUUGUAGAGGUUCCUGAGGGUGACUGGUUUUGUUCUGCUUGCACUGACAAUGCAGGUCCACCGUCGUAUGUAGCAGCUCAGGGAAAGAGCUCCCAAGAAUUGGUGACGGUGUUGGUUUGUAGUGGAUGCGACAGGAAGUUUAAUAUGGCUAGUGUAUACCCAUCACUACAAAAUAUUCCAGAAGGCGACUGGUUUUGCAGCUCUUGUGUCUCCAAGGCGAAUGAUGCUGAUUCUAACGCAGCUGAUAACUCGGCUGUCCCACUUGCUUCUGUGGUGCUACUCAUUUGCGAUAUGUGUGACGGUGAAUUUGAUAUGAAGACGCUGAAUCCGCCGCUAACCGAUGUGCCAAGUGGUGACUGGUUCUGUCCAACAUGCACUUCCACGCAGAAUUUUCGGGAUCAGGUCAAGAACUACCGCAUGAAGGCAAAGGGUGGCAUACCUGAUCGUCGUCGUGCAAACUUGCAGUAUACUGCGACCAUAACACAUCCUGAAUGUUUGUCCGAAAAAGAAACGGUUGUGACAGUCUUGAUUUGUGACGGUUGUGACCAUGAGUUCGACCCGUCAACUUUGUAUCCUCCAUUGUUCAAAAUCCCAAAAGGCGAGUGGUUUUGUCCCGCCUGCAGUGAUGUCCGUGCGGCUGCAUCGGCUGCUUUACAGACGUGCGUGGGUUGCGAUACCAAAUUUCACGUGGGUAAUUGUGUGGUCGAUCGGCUGCAGCACCCAAGCGGAACCGUGGACGGUGUGAUGCUCUGUGAAGCUUGCCGCACCUUGCAAGCUGGAUACUCGCGUAGGCGGUCAGUAUCUACCGUGAGAUGCGAACCAAAGGUUCUUUUACCGACAACAGUCGGCAAAAAGCGAAAUCGAGUAGGUGAAGCGAGUAACGGGCAAGACAAUUCCAAGAAACCGAAGACGAAUCUUAGUGGUCCGCCUGUGACCGACGGUAACUCGGUCGUGAUUCAGGCUAUUGGUAGCCACACGACAAACAAUGCAUCUAUUGAUGGCAGUACAGGUCCACCUCUUCUCAUUCCAAAGCCAAUCACUAUGGUAGUAUCUUCUGCUGAACUGCGACGUGAGUUUGACGGAAAAAAGGCCAUUAGUGGAUGGAGCUUUACUGAACCGACCGUAGUCGUUGCAGACUCGAACGACGACUACUUUACCAAAAGCUUUGAUGACGUCGAAGAAAGCGAUAUCUUUAUCAUUUGUGAUGUCUGCUUUGGAGAAUUCAAGAUAUCGGACGUGAUAGGUACUGACGACGCUAACGCUGUCCCUGCUCGACCGUGGUUUUGCAAGUCUUGCCUCAGGGCUUUUAAGCGCAGCAGAAAGAAGAGACCGCGAUUUUCGAAGCAAAUGGUGACGGAGAUGCAAGUUUAUGGUCGUCUUUUACGUGCCACAUCUGCAAAAGUUUUUGAACUGGACGCUGUAACUCGAUUUGGAAACCCGCCAAACUCUCGUGAAGAACGGCGCAAAAUGUACGAGUUUAUCGGAAAAAGUGUGGGUGUUUUUCUGCAGUGGCAUAAGCAGUGGGUGAUGGGGCGUGUGAUGGCUUUCCAUGCUACACAUCCCAGAAUGCACCAUACCGUCCGCUUUGACGAUGGUGUGGUGGCAUCGCUGCCGCUAUACGCUUUUCCAAUGGUCAUUGGGACGCGCGUUAUGAUUUACGUUAAAGUACCAGCGUUGCAAAACCGGUGGUGGCCUGCCCAAGUCUUGCGCCUUAAUGCCCUUGCGCGGAAGCUGCUACUGCCGAUUCACGAUGAAGAAAUUGGACCCCACGCGAAUUUUAGGCUCGUUCGAAUAUUUACUAAUAGCGGUGGGCAGAGAGAGACUAUACAGUACAUCUCCUGUUGGGUCCCCAAAUAUCUCUGUCGAAGCAUGAAGCGGUUUGUACCGCCUCCUUUAGAGGAUCCAGCAACAACGAAAACGAUGGGGGAAGUGAAAGACAUGUUUUCACAAUCGGUGGAAAGAGUCCGAUACGAGGUACACUCCGAGAAGGCGCUUUUGGACCGCGUCUUUCAAGCAUUGCUAGCCGGGUUUCGACGAGCCUCAGCAACCUCAGCGCCACCAGUUCUACGUAAACCCAUGAAAAGGAGUAAACGAGCGCUUGGACACGCAGCAUUUAGUGAACGUUGCGCCCAAAUUGCCGAGGCAAUGGUGGGCAAAACCAUUAAGGUCACGUCGGUGGGCUCAUGCGAACUAUCACCAGGAGCAUUCGUGGUGAAAAAGUUUGAUGGAGAUUUGAACAAGCAUAUUAUUACACCUCGCAGUGAAGUAAAUGGCGUGAAUGAUUCUGAUUCUGAUACUGAGGUCAAAGUCGAUCUGCUUCGAUGUUCUGAUGGUGUUGUGUACCAUUUUGAAGAUGCAAGCGCGUUUAGUGAACUGGCGAUUAUGCUCGAAUUAACUGGAUCCGACGUGAGUGGAGGCAUCCCAGGAGAGUUUCACUCUAAAGAGCUCCUCGAAAAAGCCAUAAUUCGAGAAACUGGCGUGCUCCGAAAUAACGCAAAUUUAGCAACUACAAGUUGGAAGGGUGAGGAAGACCUUAAGACAAAUACGUGCAGUUAUUGCUUGCUUGCCCCAGACGAAUGCCAGACGGAUAUUGAUACGCACGAUGCAGUACGCGAUCUAAAACAGAUGGAGAAAUUGAUAGCUUGCUCGAAGUGUGAUCGACGGUUUCACGUAACCUGCUGUGAUCCGCCGCAUGCUCCGAUCUCGCUUAUAAAUCCAGAGGACGGAGAGGUGCUUGUGGUGGAUUUGAAGAUACCGUAUGUUUGCAGCGCCUGUGUAGUAUGCCCAGGGUGUCAUCGUCGGAAGGAUGAUUUCAUUUCUGACCGAACUAAGCCAAUUAUUUCUAGUGAUGAUAUCAAGAGAGUUGGUGAAGAUUGCGAUCCACGAUGGUCACAGUGGCGACUACCACUGCAGGCUGCUGCGCUCUGCACUAAGUGUGUUCCUUACUACAAAGCCAAUCGAUUUUGCGGCGUUUGUAAUCUUGUCCUGGACGAUGAGCAACUAACAACCAGUAUGGAUUUGCUAAUAUGUUCGACAUGUCAUCACUGGACUCACGCUGACUGCGAGCCGGACCCACACCCAGCUUUUCACACUGUCAACGGCACCAGCGGCUUUACACUAGAUGUCAUCGUGGAUGCACCAAAAGAUCUAUCGAAUCCAUCCAAAGCUGUUAUUAACUCGAGGGAAAAUUCUACUGCAGCAUUAGCAAGUCGUGAGGCCGACACUGAAUCGAUCUCGAGUUUGAGAACUCCGGUGGAAAGCUGUAGCACUGCAGAGGAGCAUAAGAUGCUAUCCAGCGCCAAAGUGUUUGCACGUAGGGACGACGGAGUCAUCAAGACUGCCAAACAGGUUGAAGAAGACUUUGCUUGUUCCCUUCGGUUUAAACCUAUGUAUGAUCCGAAGGUGUUGCAUAAUUAUGAGUGUCAUACGUGCCGCAAAGUUCGUAUGCUGCACAUUCUCUAUCGUCUGGGGGUCGAAGACAAGUUGGACCUGUUUAAAGAACCUGUAACCGAGGCAAUUGCGCCUUCGUAUUCCGACAUAAUCAAGUUGCCUAUGGAUCUUAGUACAAUGCAGCAGAAGAUCCUAGACGAGAAGUACACAAAUGUUAACUUCCGCAGUUUUCGGGAUGACUUUGAGCUGAUGUGCCUGAACGCGGUGACUUUUAAUUCUAAGGAGCGCGACUUCCUGAUUUGGCGUGAGGCUUGGCGGUUUUACGGGCAAGGACAGAAAAUAUUCAGGCAAACAGCACCCAAAGCACGAAUAAAGCAGCGUGGAGGACGCCACUAUGACGCCCUGUUAGUCGCGGCGAAGCGACAGCUACCGAACAAUUCAGCACUUGCGGGCAAACCCCAGUCUACUGGCAAUUUAAUCGAGAAUAACGAAGAUGGCAACGAUAAUGAGGACGAUGAUGAACUUGACGAUGAUGAAGACGAUGAUAAUGGCUCCGAUGCGGGAUCUGACGUGUGUAGCCGAGGAGCUGGAACUCAAGAACAUGUUGCUACUUCGAAUGGGACGGCAAAUGGUUUAACAUCAGAAUUGGUAUCGGUUGCUCGCAGCGAUAUAAGCAGCAACGUGCCAAACUCUACGAGAAUAAAACACGAAAGCAAGGCUACCAGUGACGUUGCUCCUUCAGCAUCAGUAAAUGGCACAGCGUCAGCUCUUACCGCAGCACUUGCUGAUCACCGCAUAGUCACUAAUGAAGCAUUCGUUUUCCAGACGAAGCUCCGUGUUAGCAGCUCCGUUACGCGCAUUCCGCUUUUUCAGAUCAUACAAACGCGCACAUCAGCUCAUACAGACAGUUGGCUAGAUAUGUGCGCAGUGUGCGGCAGCGCUGGACUGUAUUGCGACUUUAUGUUUUGCGUGGACUGCGGCGAAGGAUUCCACUUGUUCUGUGUCCCCGGGAUGAAUAUGACUCGUUUAGAAGACAAUGAACAAAUGCGUGCGUAUUGGCGCUGUCCCAACUGCAAGAUGUGUGAGAUAUGUGGACAACCUGGUCCCGUUUGCGGAGCUAAUAGCAGUAUCGGUCACGUUGUUGCUACUGCUGGAAGCGUGAACAACCCAGUUCCUGCUACGCGUUUGGCUGGAGUGGAAACGGACAUGACACAUGAGCUAUCUGCGGAAGAGCCACUCGUUCUUUGUGCACAUUGUGAUCGUGGAUACCAUGGGUCAUGCCUAGAACCGUCGAUCAGCUUACCACCGGCUUCCACGAAGCGCGACGGGAGCGUAACAGUUCCAAUUAUUUACUGUUGCAGCUGUGUGAUCUGCACAAACUGUGAGGUCAUCAGAGGCGGUAGCAAUAAGUAUCUAGACUCCGAAAAGACGAAGAAAGACCACGUUGGGACUAUUGAGCGUACGUACAGUUUCGAGCGGAGUAAAAGUAUGGACUGCAGCAGCGCGCAAAAAAAGAAAGACGCAGAAAAGUGUCCGCUAUGUCAACGCAAGUGGGAUGCUGAUCUCACGGAACUUAUGCAAUGCGAUGCUUGCGAACGUUGGGUGCAUCCACCAUGUGAUGCGCUAUUAAAGGCAGAGCCAAAGCGCUAUGACACCCUGGUGAGCGAUCCCAGUGCACUAUAUGUAUGUGCAGCAUGUCGCCCACAAGAACGCAAGCAUCUUACUGGCAAAAUCUUUGACGGUGAAGGUUGGCGCUGUCAAAUAAUUAUUGCUGAUAUUCAGCGUAAGCGCUUUCAAUGUGAUUCAAGCUGGAAGGAAACUCAAAUGCAGUUGGAACAGGUCGAACGCUGGAAGCGUUUAGCUGAUCACACGCCCAUCUACCUGUACGUGCUGCGCUUGGGUGAAGAAUGUCUUCGUAACUUUGCGUAUCGUAGUCUCAACUUCCAAAGCGACUGGUACCAUUUCACGAAGCAACAGGAACUGGACGAUAGCAGAAUUGUAAUACCCGAAUGGCUUCUACGCAAAGCCAAUCGCUAUAUGCGGUUCAAGCGGUACGUGCGUGGGCCACGUGCAGCGGCACGGCGUCGCGAACGCAAAACGAAGAGCUUUUAUUCAAAGCAAGCCGUCGGUUUAAACACGCGCCAAGACGCAAGCGCCAUUUGCACAAUUGUUUCCGAGGCCGCCAGUUGUGCUGCUUUAUUGGCCUGUGUGCAUCUUCUGUAUGGGUGGCGUCCGCUUCCUGAGGUUGUCAUUCACUUGCUAUCAAGCGACGAGAACAGCAGUAUUGGAUUUGAGCAUCGGAAGCUAGAUGAGUCGCUCUUAAAGCGUUUGCGAACUGGCGAGAGUAUUGAUGGCGAAAAGUCAAAACCGAGAUUGGAGUUGGAAGAUGAAAUCGCCACCAUCAAGGAUCAAUACGAUUGUCGUGGAGCUAAGAGACAUCUUGUGCACGAAUCAUCGGUGGAACUUACGGUAUCUGGAUUCGAUGAUGUUGCAGCCAACGCUACAACCUCGACAGUAGCUAAAUCGAAGGGAGAAUCGGAAUCUUCUUUAACGAGGAAAAGCGACAUUUCGUUGGAGUCGGCAGGACCGACUUUAUUUACAACAGGAGUCAAUAUGAAUGCUAGCACCCUCGCUUCUAAUGUGCAUGAUUUGUCAGCAGUCCAAUCCACAAGAAGCCAUGGUGUUGUGGUUCAAAUGACAACUGCGUCUCCGCUGCGUGGUUGGCCAGCAAUGAGUGUUCGAGGUGACAACGACGGUGAGUCCUGGGAGACUUCAAUGACUAAAGCAUUCGAAGAUACCCGGUUUUGCGCGCUAUGUUUCAUGAUUGGCGAUAGCAGGGUGUGUGGACGUUUGAUAUACACCGAGCCCGAGACGUGGGUACAUGUGAACUGUGUGCUUUGGUCCAUGGAGGUAUACGAGGACGUGUCAGGUGUGUUGCAUAAGUGUAGUAAGUCAAAACACCGCAGUCGUCUCAUUCGCUGCGAUGCAUGCGGACUUAUGGGGGCUACUGUUGGCUGCACUGUUCCACGUUGCGCGACACACUAUCAUUUUCCAUGUGCAGUGGAUGCUGGGGUUUCCUUUUUGCCUACUGGUGAAACUUGCUGCCCAUUUACACCGCAUGUGGAUAUUGUGACUCGAAGACUAAGAGGUACUAAUGGAGUAUCGUUGGAAAUGGCAACUACACCUCAAAUCGGUAAGUCAUCCCUUGAAACUAAUCUACAAUUUACCCGUGGGAAUGGAGAUACUAGCACAACCAACGUGAUACUAAGCACGGAUAAUGGAGCGAGUGUAACAGUUGACACGAAUGGAACAGGAGACAUAAUAGAUCUAUCGAGCUUUACAGAGGAGAAAAGCAACGGAGGCAAUAGCCCGGAAGAUCCCGUUGGCAGUGGAUCUAAGACCUUAGUCUUGAGCGAAGAUGAUACCGAGUCGAAUGUACUACCUGCCACACCGGGCAGUGCCGGCAGUGCGGAGGUGUCUUUUGUUGACAUUAAAGACGAAAAGACAAGUGACGACGGGGCAUGGAAGCCUCAUCGAGAAGAGAUGAAGUUAAAUGGCGAACGCUUUGAGACAGUCACGAAGCAGACACAACAUGUGCUACCGGUAAUCAACCCUCUGCCAGAACCGCGAAGAAGCCUUUUCAGUGACCCACCACUUGUGUCAGUGUCGGACUUGAAGAAGAAGAGGCGUGCAGAACUUAAACGUGGCAUCAAGCCAAGGCCGAUGUGUUACCGCGUGGGUGCACUGACUGUUCAUUCUCUUGGACACAUCUUUGUCGGUAACGGAAGCUUUCAUACACGAACAGCUAUUUAUCCGCUGGGCUAUCGAAGCUCACGCAUCUUCUGGAGUACGCGUCACUUAGGGACGCGUUGUCUGUACGAGUGUGUGAUUUCUAGCACUGAGAUAGAAGCGCGACGCACCCGACGACAGAAGAAGCUGGAAAAUGGCGUGGCUGACAGCGAAGAAAUGGAAAACAAUGAGUACGAUCAACGGUGGCAAAGACCUCGGGCAGUGUUUAAGAUCACAGCUUCAGACGAUCGAGGACGGCCAAUUUUAGCUUCUACACCUGAAGACGCACUCAUUGAAUUGCGUAGCCGCGUGGUAUUACUUUAUGAAGAGCAGCGGGGAUUUUCUGCUAGCCCCCAACAAAUCGACCGAAGUACUACUAGGGAGACGGAACGAAAUCCGUUUUUGAAGCGCAGCUCGUGGCUUUCUUUUGCACUGAGUGGCGACUACUUUUUUGGCUUCGGGCUGCCUGAGAUCUCUCGUCACAUUGAAGAGCUCCCCUAUGCUGCUACUACAGCGGUCAGCCGCCAUUCUAUCGUGAGGAAGCUUCGCCAGCAACAGCAACGUCAGGGGCACAGCACGUUGGCUGAUUCAGCGGCAGCGACUUGGGGAUCUGGUACGCGAAAGCGAAGCCACGGCGUAAUGAAGCAAAGUGCUGCAAUUGCAGGCGAAGCGGUUUCGUCAAUGGUGGAAGACGCAGAGGAAGGGCAGUCGUAUGAGUUUGCACAUGAGCUUCCGUCUGCCGAGGCUUUCCAGACGGCUGAACGGGUGAUGGAGCAAGUAGUACAGGCUGAGCAGCGUGCUUGGCGAUCGUCCGGGUGCGCGCGGACCGAUGGCUUUGAGGGCAAUCGCUUGUUCGGCACACCAAAGAAAGCUAAAGCCAUGCCAAGGCGGCAAGCUUUCAACAAAGAAGCGAGCAACGAACCUAUGUCGGGGGCUGCAAACGGUGCGAGUAUUGGGAUUGGAAACACUAGCACUGGCGGAGUGACUAUGGACAUCGAGCACCUGCCGAUCACAAUGCAGUAUCGGGAGUUGCGCCGUCGCCCAUUUGAUGAACGUAUGUUGGUGCGCAAGUCGUCUAUUCAUGGCUAUGGUCUGUUUUUGAAGGAAUCUGUGAGCGAGGGCCAAAUGAUUGUCGAGUACCAAGGCCAAAUGGUUUGUCAAUCUGUGGCAGAUGAGCGAGAGCGGCGCUACGAAGAGCAAGGGGUCGGUAGUUGCUACAUGUUUCGACUGGACGAGAAAACAAUCAUUGACGCCACGCGAUGCGGUAACUUGGCACGAUUUAUCAAUCAUUCGUGCGAUCCCAAGGCUUUUGCACGUAUCGUCGCGGUGGAAGGUGGUGAGAAGAAGAUUGUGAUUUUUGCAAAACGUGCAAUCGCGGUGGGAGAUGAAGUGACGUACGAUUACAAAUUUCCAAUCGAAGACGAAGCCAUUCGCUGCGAUUGCAACGCUCCCAAUUGUAUUGGUCGCAUGAACUAG